Messenger RNA from Perkinsus marinus ATCC 50983, 495 nucleotides. RefSeq lists its product as hypothetical. The transcript has 6 exons. The record is from RefSeq and is a predicted model, not a curated record. The coding region runs from base 1 to 495 and encodes 164 amino acids. Lineage: Eukaryota; Perkinsozoa; Perkinsida; Perkinsidae.
AUGGAGACUGCUGUGGCUAACGUCAAUGAAACCGUCACAGAAGGAUAUCAGACUCUCCGGGAUUUGCACCGGGAGCUCCUCAGUGGUGAUAAGUCUUCGACUGCUAUUUCAGGCGAUGAGGUACCGCCCCAGAUCAGGAGAGCAAGAGAGGCAAGUGGCGAGCCCGGAAAGUCCAGCAAGUUGUCUAAGUCGCCAGAGUGGGCCGAGACGUUCGAUCCGUCGGCAAUGGCCGCUAUGAUGCAGGAUCCCGACAUGCAUCAGUUGAUGGCUUCGGUCUUUCGAGGUAUGGAGAACGCUCAUAAGUUCGGGGCUGGCUGUAGUAGCGAUACGUCGCUAAGGCCAUUCUGUGAAGUCAGCUUACUCAAGCACAUGUUCGACCCGCAGACAUUGCAGGUGUCGCAGAGUAUGUCUAGAUUGGAGGAGUGCAUAGAGUUGCUUGUGGGGAAGCACAACCCUGUCGUGGGCGACACAUAUAGGGAUAUCCUUGCUAGGUAG